Galdieria sulphuraria is the source of this 2602-nucleotide messenger RNA. RefSeq names its product archaeal ATPase. The coding region runs from base 20 to 2524 and encodes 834 amino acids. The record is from RefSeq and is a predicted model, not a curated record. The transcript has a single exon. NCBI's taxonomy places the organism in Eukaryota, Rhodophyta, Bangiophyceae, Galdieriales, Galdieriaceae.
UGUCGUUGAAACUUUCUCUAUGGAAUCAAUUUACUAUUUAAAAGAACCACAAGUUGACAGAGAGGAAGACGUAAGGGCUAUCAUUGAAACUUUUCGUUCCCAGUUCUCGAAGAAGAUGUACGGUGGUCCUUUGUUCAAUCGACCGGCUUGUUGUUUUGCCCCGCAAAUAUUUGGAGCAGGGAAAACUUUUCUAGGCCGAAAUUUUUUGUCUUAUUUGAAUAUUUUUACUGAGCAUGAGUGUUCAAGUGUACAGACUUUUCAACAGCCACGCAGUUCAUAUGAGAAACCCCAGUUGAGUGCUCCGAAGGUUCCUUGGAAACACUUUGCGGAACACACAUUGUCAGUUGUCUUAGAACUAGGAGAGAAUUUUUCUCGUGCUCCUUUUGCAAGUUUUCGAAAGGCUUUAAGGUAUAACAUAGCUCUGGCUACAGCCGAGUGCAACGGUAUGACUGCCCGAGAAACUGUAGAAUUCACGGACGCAGCGAUGAAGCAACCUAGUGUUUUUUUAUUUCUCCAGUAUCUUCUCGAACAAUUUCAGAAACAAUAUUUAUUUUUGAUGAUAGACGAACUUAGCCACCUGAGUUACAUCACCAAAUACUAUAGUGAACUUACCAUGAAACAGUUCGUCGAGCCCAAUCCAAGUUAUAUCCCGUAUCGCAAAUUUUUUCGAACUGUAGAUGAGUUGCUUAAUACAGGAAAAGUUAUCCUAUAUAUUGCUGGGCGAACCGACGAAAUCUCAGCCCGCCUGUCUGAUGCUCGCUCCAGUAAAGUCACCCUCCAUAUGUUGCGGUUGAAUCCCUUUAAACUAAAUGAUAUUAACGAAUAUAUUGAGCUGGAAACUUAUAAUGGAAAGUCCUUGAAGGACUGGUUAUUGCCCUCAAAUGAUUUACGAUAUCAAUUCGUAGAAUUGUUGAAAAAGAAGACAGGAGGUAUUCCGUUAAUUGUAAAGAAUACUUUACUAGCCCUAGUAGAGAAACUUGCAAACUUAUCUCAACCUGCUAUCAACGAUGACAAUAUGGAACUUUUAUUAGAUAGUGUCUUUGAAGAUAUACUAAAUGAGUCAGGAACCUUUAUUAUUCCGGAGAUACUAGAUUCCGCAACCCUUCUUCGAUAUCAAUUUGUCCUUUUGAAUUAUCAACUCGGAACAGUUUUUCCAAUUGACUUUGUAAUUACUAUAUGUGGAACGAGAACUUAUUUGAUGGACUUGGUUGCAACUUUUGGGUUUUACCGUGAAAGUUGUGGAAUUGACGGGAUUGAUUUGGGCACCGAAUUCAAGAUUGGUUGUUGUGAAUUUAUAUUGAGAGCUCAUAGCAACUAUAAAUUUUUCCGUGAGGCUACUGAACUCUUUCCUUUAUCUCCGUUUAGUUAUAUUUCCGACACUUCAACAGCAAAGGGAGUCUUCUUUGAAUUUGUAUUUAUGAAGAUCUUUCGCUUUCGCUUAUUAACUUUUCUUCAUUCUAACUCCUCGCCUAUUGUACAUUCUGCUAUUCCAGGAAUUUUCCAGGGUUCUUUUAUUGAACAGGACAAUGUUUCUUAUUCUAUGGAAUCAACAAAAUCUAAUGAUAUACCCAUCUUGAGAAAUGUCUCUGAUUCAUUUUCUGAUCAUUAUAGAAAAUAUUUACAACGUUGUGGUAUUUUUGUUCCAAAAGAUGGCAAUUCUAGUGGCGCUGAUGCAUAUGUUGUAUUCCAUAAUGGACAAACACGUUAUGUUGUUGGAUUUUCAUUUAAAUUUUAUCACAAAACUGAAUUUUCGAAGAGAGAUAUUGAGAAGGAAGCAGAACAAUUUUUCCAAGAAGUUAUUUCCGUUUUGAAUGACGAAUCUCUUUCAUCUGUUCAACUUUGUUUUCAGUUUGUGGUAGUAUAUACUAGUUAUGGUCAAUCUGUAUUUUUCUCUGUUGAAGAACAUAAUAUUGUUGAAGAUGCAAGUUAUUUGGCCACUGAACAUUCUUCAGGGUCAACUUUGAAUGAAAGUAGUCGAUCAUGUCUGCAAUUGACAGUUGUUUCCCAAAGGAAUUUUGAACGAUUCUUGGGAAUAGAUAAUGUCGAAAUGUUGAGGAAAGUUGGGGAAGCAAACCGAGGAGAGUUCUGUAAAUAUUUUUCAGUAUGGUGUAAAACUAUCUUUGAGUCGAUGUCCAGUGCAUAUGUUUCAUCUUUGGAAGCUGAGCAAUCAAAUGUUACUUUAAGAGUAUCUCGAAAUAUAAGACAGAGAACAAGCAUGGAGAAUAGGAUGCAAAUGGAAGAGCUUCAAAGUGCUAUGCAAGUGGAAGAAGGAGAUACACGAGGCGAACAAAAGGUUGCAGCAUCGAGUUCUUUGUCUUCGUCAUUUGAUUGGAAUACUUUCCUAAGAGAACGUUGUGGUCUUUAUGAAGAGGACGUUGCUUAUUGUCUUCCGAAAGUCGAAGAUAUCGAUACGGACGAGCUUCCAGCGGUGACCGAAGAAAUUUUAAGGGACUUGGGUAUAGAUAAACCUGCGUUGAGGUCGAAGAUAAGAUCUUCUAUAAGGUCAUAUCUUGCUAGCGAAUGAUGAAUGUAUUUGAGAGUUUUUAUUUUUCAAUAUGUUUCGUUCAUUGUAUUUGCAACUGAUAAAUACCAAAUUUUCUUU